GGCGGCGGCGGCGGCAGCGGGGCUGGCCCCGGGAGGGCUGAGGGCGGGCGGGCCCUGCAUGGACGCAGCGGAGCCUCGGCGGGGCUUCCUCCUGCCGCGGCCGCCGCCGCCGAGCGCGCGGGUGUCCCCCGAGGCCGCCCCGGGCCCCCGUCGCUACCGACCCCUCGGGGAGCUCUCCGGGCCGCUGCGGUGGUGACGCUUUCUGGGGUGACAAAGGCGUGGCCCGGGCCCUCGCCCUCGGCCACCACGACGGCUUCUGCGUGCUUGUUCCAGUGUUUCUUUUGUCAGCGAGUCCCCCAGAGCUGCCACUCGGUGCCUACCAGCCCCGAGCCGCGCGAGGGGUCCCCGGCAGAGAUGGUGAAGAUGACCAAGGCCAAAACUUUCCAGGCUUACCUGCCUCACUGUCACCGGACCUACAGCUGCAUCCACUGCAGAGCGCACCUCGCCAACCACGAUGAGCUGAUCUCCAAGUCUUUUCAGGGAAGCCAGGGACGAGCCUACCUCUUUAAUUCUGUGGUAAAUGUGGGCUGCGGCCCCGCCGAGGAGAGGGUCCUCCUGACCGGCUUACAUGCCGUGGCGGAUAUCUACUGUGAGAACUGUAAAACCACUCUGGGUUGGAAGUAUGAACAUGCCUUUGAGAGCAGUCAGAAGUACAAGGAGGGCAAGUUCAUCAUCGAGCUGGCGCACAUGAUCAAAGACAACGGCUGGGAGUGAGCGCAGGACGGGUGGCGGGAGCCUCCUGCUCGCGGCCCAUGCCGGGCAAAGGAGUCAUGGCGCCCGAUGGCCGGGCCCAGGUUUGCUAUGGACAAAGGCAGACUUGCAGCCCUCACCCACUGUUUCCAAUGGAUUUUGGAGAGCCUCUCUGGUCAAAUGAACUCAAUGGGGAUCCGCCCUCCCGUCGGCUUCUUGGCGUGAGCUUGGGCUGUUCGAGUUUGUCCCUAAGAAGGCUCAGCUCUGAACAGCCACCAGCAUCGGCCACCGGGGGGGGGCCGAGGGGGCCGGCCACGCUCCCGCCCCUCCCGCCUUCCAGGUGGGGCGCCACCCACUCUUCGUUCUGUUCUGGUUUUUUAUCUUUCCCCCCAAAAUCCUGAGGAUAUUGGUUGUAUUUACGUAGGCUAUUAACAAGGAAAUAGAUUGAAUGGAAGCGUAUGCCUCGUUCCAAGAGUUGUGAGAAGCCCCUGCCCGUUGAACCCGGGGGCACCUCCAGGCCAGAACCUGCCAGGCCAGUCGAGCCCCUGUCUUUUUGGGUCUGAUUGUAUGUAAGGGGACAGCCGGCGGCGUCACUUGUUCCCUGGCUGGCUCCCUCUAGUGGCAAGAGUUUCAUGCACUGGAAAAAGCAAAGGGAAACACAAGACAAAGCAGAAUUCUGCAUUCGUAUUUUACUCUUGAUGUACUUGAAAAAAGAUGAUUAUUUUUACAUAGGAAAGGCCGAGACUAGAUAGGAAACCCUUUAUAAAUAAGUACUUGAGAAGCGUUCAUUUUAAUUUUCUUCAGAAGUUUAAAUUACAAGAUAGUUUUAAGAUUUUUAAAUAAAAAGGGUGUUUGAUUUGCUGGAUAAAUCAUCCCCUGAAGCAUUUUUCUAAUAAAAUUAAUAUGAAAUCACCCUCUUCCUCCUCCUCCUGUUCUCCCCAGUUGCCUUGAAACUGGAUUGAUGAUGUAAACAGGCACAUUUUUCAAGGCCCACAAAGGCUGGGCACAGCUUCGCAGUUCUGGGUGCAAAUUCUCCCAAGGAACAAGCGUACCAUCUGCCGGCUCCCGUGUCCAUCCUCAAGAUGCCCAUCCCUCCCCAAGGGCCGGAGACGCCCCCAUUUGUUCUCUUGGUCACUGGCAGUUUUCUGGAUGGAGCCGCUGCUGCAGCUGCGCUCGUCUGGGCUCCAGCAAUCCACCCUGCCUUUAGCGCUGAGCUGAUGGGACGCCAGCAAAGGGAGCAGUCUCCGAGAGUUGGGAGCCCUCUGUGCAAGUCGGGGGAGGGGAAGAGCGGUUCAGACACCUUAGCGAAUUCUGGGCAGCUCGGGGGAGUCGGAGCAGGAAGGCCCAGCCGUGGGUUGGCACCGGCAAAAUCCUCUUACACCAGAGCGGGGCCAAGUGGGCCCCGGAGCUGGUGAAAGUGAGAGAUGCUUGGUCCUUUUGACCUCAAGGUCAAGCGCUUUGGGCCAACGUGAGCCUAUGAAAGUCGAAAGCUGCCAUGCCUAAUGGCCACCAGACUGGAAGGCGCCCGCUCUACCAGCUAGCCUCGAUUCUCCUCGCCCACGUUCCACACCAGCCACACGUCCCAGAAAUCCCUGAAAGAAAGGCCUGAAUUCUGAACGAGAAGGAGUGAGCAGAAUCUUCAUCCUCUUGGCGUCUUGGGGCAGCCUCGGCCCACGCAGCCUUGGUUGCUGGUGCAUUUGUUCAUCCUCAAGAGUAGAUCCAACCGCUUAGGGCUCGAGGACCUGGAAUCUCUCACCGCCAUGAGGGGAAGGUCGGCCCCCGCGCUGUUGCCCACCAGGAGCGUCAUUGGAUUUUGGCUCAUUGACUGGAGCAGGGUGAUGAGCGCUUAACACUAAUUAAUCCUGCCAUUUUCCCGGCUUCCUCUCCCACUCCUGGGGAGACUCGGUGACAGUCCUGGAGAAGAUCCCGGUGCAGAAAGGUGGCCCAGAAGGCUGAGGGGUUCGGGUGGAGGGAGCUUACAGAUUCUGGGGAUUUGGGAAAGGGGCCGGUCUGGUCACUGAGCCUCCUUUCAAAAAAAAAUUUCACUUUACUUGAAGAGAGAAUUUUACUGUGUUUUUCUUCUAACCAAUUUUUGUACAUAUAUUAAGAUUAUAUUUAAAGUUUUUAUAUUGUUCUGGUGAGUUGAGUUCCUCUCCAUUGUGAGCACUUUUGUGACUUGCACUGUCCAUCUUGUCUGUGGGACACACACGCACAUAUACAUACACUUCUUACUCGUGGUCACCGCGGCAUCAUGCAGGUGGAACGGAGAGCAUUUGUCAGCGUGAACGUUUUGGGGGAGGUGCCGAGCCUUGAAGCGUCCCGGCCUCCCAGAUGGACAGUUUGCAGCAGUUUACCGGAAAGUUGUCUUAAAACUCCCUCCCUUGGAGAACCGUGGGCUCGGUGGUGAGAACUGCCACCAGAAACCACUCAUCCACGUGGGUUGGUUCUGAAGCUCGAUGGUGUUCUACCUUGAAAACAAAAGCCUCAGUUCGCCCUCCUGACUUCAGGACGGUUUGAGAUGUCACCUUGGGCCAACCUUGUCGCGGCGUCCCCGACACGGGGCCUCGUGUCACCUUGGUGCUUAUGGGAGCCUUGUAGCCCAGCCUGUGGGAAGCCAGUUUCCUCCUGGGGACUGGACCAAGGCUUGCAUUUUUGACACAGCAGUUGGCCAAUGGAAAGGAGGACCCUGUUGCUGUCCCCUACCCACCUGCCCUCGGGCGGCCCCACUGGCU
Messenger RNA from Sarcophilus harrisii (Tasmanian devil), 3422 nucleotides. It is a transcript of the gene YPEL1, whose product is annotated as yippee like 1. Bases 355 to 714 code for a protein of 119 amino acids. NCBI's taxonomy places the organism in Eukaryota, Metazoa, Chordata, Mammalia, Dasyuromorphia, Dasyuridae. The record is from RefSeq and is a predicted model, not a curated record. The transcript is spliced from 5 exons.